Molecule: messenger RNA, 513 nt
Organism: Penicillium concentricum
Lineage: Eukaryota; Fungi; Ascomycota; Eurotiomycetes; Eurotiales; Aspergillaceae
Product: succinate semialdehyde dehydrogenase
Exons: 2
Coding region: 1-513 (170 amino acids)
Molecular function (GO): succinate-semialdehyde dehydrogenase (NAD+) activity
Source: RefSeq, a predicted model, not a curated record
AUGCCGCUGUUCGAGGCAGACUUGCUUGUUGAGGAGUUUACGAGGAGACUUCUUAAGCAGGUUGAAGAGCUCAAGUGUGGACCUGGCCUUGACGGAAUAUCUCCACAGGGCCCAUUGAUCCACAGAGCCGCGGUGCAGAAGGUGGAGGAGCAUAUUCUUCAUGCUGUUAGCAAGACAAAAGACGAGACUUCCGGGCCUCUGGCGCCAACCUUUGCCUCUGAGAGUAAAGAGGAAGUCGCGAUGUUGGCGAAUGACACGAAUUUUAGCCCGGCCGGAUAUUUCUACUCAAAGAACAUCUGCCGGGUGAUGCGCAUUACGCAGAAGAUGCAGGUUGGAAUAUGCGGCGUGAAUACGGGAAAGGUGGCUGCCGCAGAAUCGCCAUUUAGGGGCACCGAGGAGAGUGACUAUGGGCUUGAGGGGAGCAAGUACAGCAUACCUGAGUACCAACCCAUCAAGACUGUGACCAUUAGGAACAUACAUCACUCAUACGAGAUGCCGGCACCUGGAUAUUGA